UAUAUAUUAUUCACACAUAUAUUAGACACUUCGAUUAAAUUAUUCUCUUCAAAGAAAAAACAUGUUGAGUUGUCCAAAGAUUAUUUACCUUACUGCUCUUCAGGUCUUUGUAAUUUAUUGACAAAAUCGUUGAUUUUCACUUUUAUUUAUCUCUUAAAAGUGAAUAAGCAAUCUAAACAGAUUUUUUUGAAUAAGUGACAUUAAGCUGUACAUUAUUUUAAUUUUGCUUAAAAGUAUGCAACUGAUUUAUGCAAUUGAGUUCAUCGCUUUAAAAAUAUCGUGUGAAUGUCUUUAAUAAUCCCAUCAUUGCAAUGACGAAUUAUCGAUAUUUUCUUAUCAGUUUAAAUUCAUUAAAAGAAUUAGUAAGAUUUAGUAUUGCGACAAUCAACGAUGGAAAACAUUGAUUUUAAUGUGGAGUACGGCGAUCUACAAUUGGGAGAUUAUAUUGAUUUUGGUAGCUUUGGUGAUGUUUACAAAGCACAUUGGAUAACUGAGAACAAAGACAUUGUUAUUAAAAUUAUUAAAAAUAAUGAAAGUGAUAUUUUAAGGGAGAUUCGAAACUUAAAAGUUCUUAAACACCAAAAUAUUGUCACUUUCUAUGGAUUAGCAAAAAAUCUUGACGCUCGAAUAUGCAUGAUUUUUGAAUACGCAGAUUGUGGAUCACUUUACAACUUCUUGCAUAACAAUAAGAAUAUUGAAAUAUCAUACGACGUCAAGCUGAAUUGGAUGUUGCAGAUUGCCAAGACGGGAAGAGGAUGUUACACGGAAAAGUGUGAUGUUUUUAGCUUUGGCAUUGUUUUGUGGGAAGUAAUGUCUAGGAUGAAGCCCUUUCAUAACUAUGAAUUAAUGGAUGCGCUAGCUAUCCAAAUAAAAAUUAUUAAUGGUGAACGUCCGAACAUAAAUGACAUUAAGAGCUACAAACACUCCACUCACAUUAAGCUCAUGAUAGAAGAGUGCUGGAAAGACGAUCCAUCUCAGCGGCCGACAAUGAAGGUACUGGCAUUCUUUCUUGGCUUUGAUCCCUAUUCGUUUGUCUACAUUCCCAACUUACUGUCAGCGGCUAAGCCAUUGCAGGACAUAUGUGAUGAAGAUUUUCGAUUUCUAAAAGAGGAUUGCGACACAUAAACAUCUAAUAUCGAAUUGUACUAAUUGAACAACAUAAAAACAUAAAAUAACUUAAGGUUGUAAUUAGUAUAUACUGCUUCUAAAAAAUAUCGUUGUACCCUUCAAAUUAUCCCAUGUUAAUACAUAUAAUCUAAUACCAAUAUCUUCACGCAUUGCUCAUAAAAAUUCUUUAUCAUAUAAAAUCUAAAAACCAUAAUAUCCUAAUUUUGUCUAAUCCGAAAGCCAUAGAUUAGUUAACACUUCAUUGUAGAUAAUGAAAAUUAUGAUUUCUAAGGAACCUACAUAUAAUGAAACUUAUCAAACAUCGAUUACAACUUCAUUGCCAGAUAUCGAUAAGAAUUUCUUAUCUUUGUGAUAAGCCAUUCAUCAACAAACCGUCAAAAAUAGAUUAAAAACUUUUAGUCAGCUUGUGUCAGUCAACUAUGGACAACGUGGAU
Drosophila sulfurigaster albostrigata is the source of this 1562-nucleotide messenger RNA. Its product is annotated as mitogen-activated protein kinase kinase kinase 7-like. The coding region runs from base 391 to 1125 and encodes 244 amino acids. The transcript is spliced from 4 exons. Gene Ontology annotation, biological process: JNK cascade; positive regulation of canonical NF-kappaB signal transduction; protein phosphorylation. The record is from RefSeq and is a predicted model, not a curated record. NCBI's taxonomy places the organism in Eukaryota, Metazoa, Arthropoda, Insecta, Diptera, Drosophilidae. Gene Ontology annotation, molecular function: MAP kinase kinase kinase activity; magnesium ion binding; ATP binding.